Molecule: messenger RNA, 1918 nt
Organism: Drosophila willistoni
Lineage: Eukaryota; Metazoa; Arthropoda; Insecta; Diptera; Drosophilidae
Gene: Atg4a
Product: cysteine protease ATG4B
Exons: 5
Coding region: 325-1527 (400 amino acids)
Molecular function (GO): protein-phosphatidylethanolamide deconjugating activity
Source: RefSeq, a predicted model, not a curated record
CUUCAAAAGAGCAGAGAGAGAGCGAACCAAAUUUUUGUUAUCAUCUAUUGAGGGAAACAAAACAUAUGCAUUUUCCACUAAACAAAAGUGUUUUGCAAUUAGUUCAUAAUCAGCCCAAUCUACUGCCUGUAGCAAUAAAAUCGAUUUAAAUGCAUUUUCCGUUUCUAUCGCGGUGACGUGACGUGACACCACAACAACAACAAACACAGAGAGGAAGACCAAAACAAAGGCACGGAAAAGUUAAAACGUCAUUGGCAAACAAUAAAUUGAGAAAAAUUAAGCAACAAUAGCAGAUAGGGAGUGGGCGGACGGGUGCGUAGGUAAAUGCUGGUUGGCCUUUACGCUCACCUUUCACGCACCAUGGACAGCGUUUUCGAGGCCUACCUUGGCUCGGAGAGUGUCCUGGUUGGGGGCAGUUUCGAGCCAGAGGAUAUACCCAAAAGGAACACGGAAGUCUUUGUUUUGGGCAAGAGCUAUAAUGCCAUACAAGAACUGGACCUCAUCCGCCGAGAUAUUCAAUCACGUCUAUGGUGUACCUAUCGCCAUAGUUUUGUUCCUUUGGGCGAGGUUCAGUUAACCACAGAUAGAGGCUGGGGCUGCAUGCUACGAUGCGGCCAAAUGGUCUUAGCCCAGGCCCUAAUUGAUCUUCAUCUGGGACGCGAAUGGUACUGGACGAGUGAAUGUCGUGAUGCCACCUACCUCAAAAUUGUUAAUCGUUUUGAAGAUGCGCGAAAGAGUUAUUAUUCCCUACAUCAAAUAGCCUUAAUGGGCGAGUCCCAGAAUAAAAUGGUGGGCGAGUGGCUAGGCCCUAAUACAGUGGCCCAGAUUCUAAAAAAACUUGUAUGUUUUGAUGAUUGGUGCUCGCUGGUGAUUCACGUGGCCAUGGAUAGCACAGUGGUUCUGGAUGAUAUAUAUUCUCUUAGCCAGGAUGGUGAAUCCUGGAAGCCAUUGCUGCUUAUUAUACCAUUGCGCCUGGGUAUUACUGAUAUUAAUCCCAUCUAUGUGCCUGCAUUGAAACGCUGUUUCGAACUGGAAAGCAGCUGCGGCAUGAUUGGUGGUCGUCCAAAUCAGGCUCUUUACUUUGUAGGCUAUGUGGACGACGAGGUGUUGUACCUGGAUCCACAUACCACGCAACGUACAGGGGCAGUGGGUCAAAAAACGACCACAGCAGAGCAAGAGCUCGAUGAGACGUAUCAUCAGAAGUACGCGGCACGCCUUAAUUUCUCAGCAAUGGAUCCAUCUCUGGCUGUGUGUUUUAUAUGCAAAACUCAAAGCAGUUUUGAGUUGUUACUAAAGCAACUGAGGGAAGAGGUGCUGACUCUGAGCUCCCCCGCCUUAUUUGAGAUUAGCAAGUCGCGGGCCGUAGACUGGGAUACAACAGAGGAUAUCGAAUGGCCCACAAUGCCUGAUAUUGAUUGGCCUGCCAGCUCGGAUUCAGAAUCAUUUGCCAUAGUGGGUGAGAGUGGGGCCAGCGGCAGUGGCGUAGCCGGCAAACCAAGUGAGAGUAAACCAAGUGCCGUCAUUUGAGUGAAAGAGAGUGCAAUUCGUGUUGAGGUUCUCGGCUCUAGUUUGGCGUCUGCGCCGUGGCAAACGAAUAAGUUGAACCUAAGCGAAAACUGGAGCAAACUCUGCCCUCAGCGGAUGCUGCAAAUGCAAUAAAUUUAAGGCUAGAGUUGGGACGUAUACUUAGUUCUAACUAGUUAAGAUUAAAACAACAACAACAACAACAAAGUGUUUCCAAUUUGACGAUUCUUUAUAUGCUGCUUUAUUGUACGAGAUGAUUGACUCCACGGGAGACAAUUUUCAAACACACAUACACAAACAUACACAUGAGAAACACACACAUAAUGUUCAUGCUUUUUAUGAUCAAUACAAACUGAUUAAUGAUUAAACAUUUUUAUGCAACGUUAUACCAGAA